AUGGAUAUAGAACCUGAAGACCCGACGACCUACGGCUGGGCCUUCGGCGCGUACGAGAGAGUUGGCCCGGAUACAGGGGCUUUAAAGCUCAGCGGAGCUUCUUUUGACGUCAAGGUAAGACGAGACCCUUGGAAGAAGGAACAGCCGCUGCCUCGCGAGUACGAGUUUCUAAGUGAAGAUGCUGAUGCCUCUGGCCUCAUCAUGAGCUUCCUCAUGACGGGAACCUUCCCUAAACAUCCGCAUGCCAGUGUUCGAUCGACGUCCGACAUGACUACCGAAUUCAUCUACGCCGGCGAAUUGUCAUUUAAGCUCGGUCUUCGCUGUAUCAAGCGUUUCCGCUGCGCUGUAUCUCUUCACUUGCGACAGUUGCUGCUAGAGGACCGAACAGCGCUGCUCGAAAGGCACAUUACAAGCCUGUACAAACUCCUUGCCCGGCGCUCCGCCAAAUUUGACACCAUAUGGGAUGGUGAUGACCCGGAGGAGUGGUCGAUUAUCGUCAAACAUUGCCUUGGCCUUAUAGGCCAGAGCGAACGUUUCAAAGCCGAUGUUAGGUGGUACAUGAUCCAGACACUUGAAAAUAGAACGAAGUUCAGCUCGGUUAUCGCAGUGAUCCCCUCGUACCUGCUGGAAGCAAAGUGA
Messenger RNA from Colletotrichum tamarilloi, 639 nucleotides. RefSeq lists its product as uncharacterized. The record is from RefSeq and is a predicted model, not a curated record. Lineage: Eukaryota; Fungi; Ascomycota; Sordariomycetes; Glomerellales; Glomerellaceae. The transcript is spliced from 4 exons. Bases 1 to 639 code for a protein of 212 amino acids.